This is a messenger RNA of Nipponia nippon (crested ibis), 856 nucleotides long. NCBI's taxonomy places the organism in Eukaryota, Metazoa, Chordata, Aves, Pelecaniformes, Threskiornithidae. The record is from RefSeq and is a predicted model, not a curated record.
AUGCCUGAAACGUGGUUUCAGGUUUUGGCGCUGAUUGCUUUCAUCUGCAUAGAGACCAUCAUGGAAUGCUCCCCUUGCGAAGGCCUUUAUUUCUUCGAGUUUGUGAGCUGUAGUGCAUUGGUGGUUACUGGAGUUCUGUUGCUUAUGUUCAGUCUAAAUCUUCACACAAGAAUACCGCAGAUCAACUGGAAUCUUACUGAUCUGGUCAACACUGGACUCAGCACUUUCUUCUUUUUCGUUGCCUCUGUAGUACUUGCUGCUUUAAACCAUAAAACUGGAGCAGAAAUUGCUGCUGUGAUAUUUGGUUUCUUGGCAAUGGCAGUGUAUGCUGUGAACACAUAUUUAGCUAUUAAAAAGUGGCGAAUGAACAGCAGACAACAAAGUAGUCGGCAGACCAGUGAUUACAUACGUGCUCGGACAGAAUCCAGAGAAGUAGAUCAUCGCCCUGAGAUUCAGCGUCUGGAUGCAUGAAACCGACAUUCAAAUGGGACUGCAAAGGGAAAGAAGUGCUUAACUCCCUCAUGGAAUAAAGGGUUUUUUCUUUAUUUAAGGAAGAAAAGGAAGAUCAGAUGGUGGCAAAGAAUUCCCAGCCCUGCAUAUGUGCAGAGAUGCAUCGAGUCAGAAGCCGUUGUCAUGAAGGCAGUGAAUGUUGGUCAUUCAAAAGCAAGAUCCGUUUAAGAUGUCCACAUAUAUAUACAUAUAUUAUAUAUCUUAUAUAAUAUAUAAUAUAUAUGUUUUGCAGUAUGUUGUUGCUUUGGAUUAACUGCACAGUACUUUCCUUCCCUCUCCCAAGUGCAAGCUCUGAAUAUACAUGUUCUGCCAUUGUUUCUUUGUCUAUCGUAAACACUAAGACCAG